Molecule: messenger RNA, 650 nt
Organism: Temnothorax curvispinosus
Lineage: Eukaryota; Metazoa; Arthropoda; Insecta; Hymenoptera; Formicidae
Exons: 5
Coding region: 1-570 (189 amino acids)
Source: RefSeq, a predicted model, not a curated record
AUGGCGUGUGGAAGGAGAAUAGGGGAAAUUAAAAAGAAAAAUGCUCAUUUUAAUGAGUCAUGCUACAAGAAGGUGUCCUUCGUAGACGAGUUAGCAGGAACACCAAGGAAUUCUAGGCCCCUCAACCCAGAUGCUGUACCCUUUGCAUUUCCAGGAAAUGAUGACUUCCAGCAGAUGCUUCAUGAAGUCUGUGAAUUGAGCCCCAUAAAUGUUAUUGCAACAUCCGCAGAGACGUCCACACGUAUCAGUGCUCCUAUUAGUAAUUUGGCUGACCAGAUAUCAGAAGCUACAGUGACCUGUGAAGAUCCAAUGACGUCAACACUUGAUAUCUCCACAUCUGACCAGAUGAUUGGCGAGUUCAACGAAACGAGUUCCAGCAUAGAACCAACUGCAUCAACAUCUGCUGCCACGUCCACCAGUAUCACUGGUUCUGGCGAGUUCAACAAAAUGAGUUCCAGCAUAGAACCAGCUGCAUCAAUAUCUGCUGCCACGUCCACCAAUAUCACUGGUUCUGGCGAGUUCAACGAAAUAAGAGGGUCUGAAAUACAUUGCAGGAUAUGUGGCAUUUAGGUUCCGCACCGAGUUUCCCACAUUGGGAAUAUCGAGUGAGCUUUUAAUCGAUCCAAAACACGAUUGGAUUUACCAGAUAU